CGUGUGCGCAUGCGCACGCCAGCGUCGACGCCGAGGAAGGGCGGUGUGGCGGCCGCAAGCCCUUUUAACAGGAAUGUGUUUCUGAUCAUCUGAAUCUCAACCAUGUUGUCAAACUGCUUACAUUUCCAAAAAAUUACAAGCACUCAUCUUCUAUCUUCAAGAUUAUGCCAGCGAUUAAAAAAUGAAAGGUUUUUCGGAACUGUGCCAACAUCCAGAUUGCACAGAAGAGUUGUCAUUACAGGCAUUGGUUUAGUGACUCCUCUUGGUGUUGGAACCCAGCUAGUAUGGGAUCGUCUUCUCCGAGGAGAAAGUGGAAUUGUUCCACUGCUUGGUGAAGAAUAUAAGAGUAUUCCUUGCAGUGUUGCUGCUUAUGUGCCAAGAGGUUUUGAUGAAGGUCAGUUUAAUGAACAAAACUUUGUGUCCAAAUCAGAUAUUAAGACCAUGUCUCCUCCCACUAUCAUGGCCAUUGGGGCAGCAGAGUUAGCCAUGAAAGAUUCUGGCUGGCAUCCUCAGUCAGAAGCUGAUCAAGUGGCUACUGGUGUUGCAAUUGGCAUGGGAAUGGUUCCUCUUGAAGUUGUUUCUGAAACUGCUUUGAUAUUUCAGACAAAAGGUUAUAAUAAAGUCAGCCCAUUCUUUGUCCCUAGGAUUCUGAUUAAUAUGGCAGCAGGCCAGGUCAGCAUUCGACAUAAUCUCAGGGGCCCCAAUCAUGCAGUAUCAACAGCCUGUACCACAGGAGCUCAUGCCCUGGGAGACUCUUUUAGAUUUAUAGCCCAUGGUGAUGCCGAUGUGAUGGUGGCUGGAGGUACAGAUUCUUGUAUUAGUCCUUUAUCUCUUGCUGGGUUUUCCAGAGCCCGGGCUCUGAGCACAAACUCAGAUCCUAAGUUGGCAUGUCGACCAUUUCACCCAAAGAGAGAUGGUUUUGUAAUGGGAGAAGGUGCAGCUGUGCUGGUGCUGGAAGAACAUGAACAUGCUGUUCAAAGAAAGGCCCGGAUCUAUGCAGAAGUUUUGGGCUAUGGACUCUCAGGUGAUGCUGGUCACAUAACUGCCCCUGAUCCUGAAGGAGAAGGUGCAUUAAGAUGUAUGACUGCUGCUAUAAAAGAUGCAGGUGUUCAACCUGAAGAUAUAUCCUAUGUCAACGCACAUGCUACUUCCACACCGUUGGGAGAUGCUGCUGAAAACAAAGCUAUCAAACAUCUCUUUAAAGACCAUGCAUAUGCCCUUGCAGUUUCCUCAACGAAGGGAGCCACCGGACAUCUUCUGGGAGCUGCAGGGGCAGUUGAGGCAGCUUUUACUGCAUUGGCUUGUUAUUACCGAAAACUACCACCUACUUUAAACCUGGAUUGCACAGAACCAGAAUUUGAUCUCAAUUAUGUUCCACUAAAGGCACAGGAAUGGAAAACUGAUAAACGCUGUAUUGGACUCACCAAUUCCUUUGGUUUUGGGGGUACUAAUGCAACACUUUGUAUUGCUGGCAUGUAGGAUAAGUCAUUUUUAAUUAAACAUUGGUUUUUUAAAUGUU
Molecule: messenger RNA, 1519 nt
Organism: Sciurus carolinensis (gray squirrel)
Lineage: Eukaryota; Metazoa; Chordata; Mammalia; Rodentia; Sciuridae
Gene: Oxsm
Product: 3-oxoacyl-ACP synthase, mitochondrial
Exons: 3
Coding region: 103-1479 (458 amino acids)
Biological process (GO): fatty acid biosynthetic process
Molecular function (GO): 3-oxoacyl-[acyl-carrier-protein] synthase activity
Source: RefSeq, a predicted model, not a curated record